Molecule: messenger RNA, 3673 nt
Organism: Seriola aureovittata
Lineage: Eukaryota; Metazoa; Chordata; Actinopteri; Carangiformes; Carangidae
Gene: tbx2b
Product: T-box transcription factor 2b
Exons: 8
Coding region: 619-2682 (687 amino acids)
Biological process (GO): regulation of transcription by RNA polymerase II; cell fate specification; positive regulation of DNA-templated transcription
Cellular component (GO): nucleus
Molecular function (GO): RNA polymerase II cis-regulatory region sequence-specific DNA binding; DNA-binding transcription factor activity, RNA polymerase II-specific
Source: RefSeq, a predicted model, not a curated record
CGCCUCUACGCGUCAAAACAGCCGAUAACUUACAAUAAUUACAAGGGUGUUCUGGGAGAGAGCGCGGCGGCGCGCGGAGCCGCGGGUUCACUGUGGUGACCGGACUGAGGUGACGUGCAGAAGCGGAGCCGCUCCUCCACAGAAAGAGUCUGGCUGGAGCUGUCAGAACCACGCCUAUAGGGGCCCACAAUUGGUCCAGAAAGCGUAAAAUCAGCAAUCAAAGGGGCUUGGUUCAUUAGUGCUGGGGAUGGAGGCAGGAAGGACAUGUGAGAUAGUCACAGAUCUGCAGUGAACGGGGCCACAUCUCUCCAGUCAGUGUGGGAUGACUGAAGCAGAGAAACUGCUGAUUUGUGUAAGAGGCACGCAGCGCAGCCGGACUCUCCCGCCACCGCGCCGCUUCCACUGAAGGAGUCCGCGGAGGAACCGACGGAGAAACACACCGACAACAACUCCGGGCUGUUUUCUUCACCCUGACUCCGCCGCGCGGCGCUCCCUCUCGUGCGGCUUUACACAUUUAAAGUGCUCGCGAGGCGCGGACCUAACACUGGCUUCAAGGUUGGGGAGGGAAAUACCACUAAAAAUAUCCAUUAUUUUCACUUGGUUUUUGUGGAUGCACCGAUGAGAGAUCCAGUUUUUACAGGGACUGCAAUGGCUUAUCACCCUUUCCACGCACACCGGCCGACCGACUUCCCCAUGUCCGCCUUCCUAGCGGCCGCGCAGCCGUCCUUCUUCCCGGCGCUCAGCCUGCCUCCCGGGGCGCUCACCAAGCCCAUCCCGGAUCACAGCCUGGCCGGGGCGGCGGAGGCUGGGCUCCACCCGGCCCUCAGCCACCAUCAGGCGGCUCAUCUCCGCAGCAUGAAAAGCCUGGAGCCCGAGGAGGAGGUGGACGACGACCCCAAAGUUACACUGGAAGCCAAGGAUCUUUGGGACCAGUUUCAUAAACUCGGGACGGAGAUGGUUAUUACCAAGUCCGGAAGGAGGAUGUUCCCUCCGUUCAAAGUGCGAAUAAACGGCCUGGACAAAAAGGCCAAAUACAUCCUGCUGAUGGACAUCGUGGCGGCGGACGACUGCCGCUACAAGUUCCACAACUCCCGCUGGAUGGUGGCGGGCAAGGCCGACCCGGAGAUGCCCAAGAGGAUGUAUAUCCACCCGGACAGCCCGGCCACCGGCGAGCAGUGGAUGGCCAAGCCUGUUGCUUUCCAUAAACUCAAGUUGACCAACAACAUCUCAGACAAACACGGAUUUACCAUCCUGAACUCCAUGCACAAGUACCAGCCCCGGUUCCACAUAGUGCGGGCCAACGACAUCCUGAAGCUGCCGUACAGCACCUUCCGGACCUACGUGUUCCCGGAGACCGAGUUCGUGGCCGUGACGGCGUAUCAGAACGACAAGAUCACGCAGCUGAAGAUCGACAACAACCCUUUCGCAAAAGGAUUCAGAGACACGGGGAACGGAAGGCGGGAGAAAAGGAAGCAGCUGACCAUGCCGUCGCUGCGGAUGUACGAGGACCAGUGCAAGGCGGACCGGGAGGGCGCGGACUCGGACGCCUCUUCCAGUGAGGCUCCGACGGGCAGGGACGCCGUCCACUCCCCGCUGGGAGCCGGUACCAGCCCGCUGAGGUUCAGCAGACCCAGCCGAGAUGAGAAAACGUGCACUGACAGCGAGCAGGAGCUGGAGCAUCAGGACGAGCACUGCACCGCCUCCAACAGCCCCGGACCUGAACCCGUGUCCCCCUACAGCUCCAGGUGCGAGGACCGCGUGCGCGACAGGCCCGGCGCCGAGAAGAAGGACGAGUCCAUUUUCAGUAUGAGGAACCUAGAGAAGGACAAGGCGGAGAGCCGGCACAGGAAGGACACCACGGACGCACUGACAAAGGACUCGGAGGCCGGGGGCAUCAGUGCCAGUAAGGACGCGUUCUCCCCCCUCAUGGUCCAGACUGAGAGCCCCUCGCACUUCAGCCCGGGACACUUACAAAGCCUGGCUCUGUCCGGUCUGCACAGUCAGCAGUUCUUUAACCCCCUGAACACCGGAUCGCCGCUGUUGUUUCAUCCCGGGCAGUUUGCCAUGGCCCCCGGAGCCUUUUCCGCCAUGGGCAUGGGGCAUCUUUUGGCCUCUGUAUCGGGGGCGAGCGGCUUGGAAAACGGCAGCCUCGCCACCCAGGGCACGGGAGGAACCCCCAACCCCUUCCCCUUCCAUCUGUCCCAGCACAUGCUCGCCUCUCAGGGCAUCCCCAUGCCUCCGUUCGGGGGCCUCUUCCCGUACCCGUACACCUACAUGGCGGCGGCUGCGGCGGCGGCCUCAGCUUCAGCCCUCCCCACCACCAGCACCUCCAGCCCCCUCUCCAGGAAUCCCUUCCUGGGCUCGUCCCGGCCUCGGCUCCGCUUCAACCCCUACCAGCUGCCGGUGUCGCUGCCCCAGAGCUCCAGCCUGCUCACCACCACCACCACCGGUCUGCCCGGCGGCCUCAACCCCGGCUCCGAGUCCUCCAAGCCGGGCAGCAGAGAGGCCAGCCCGGCCCCGGAGCACCACAGCAACCACAAGACAGGAGGCUCGAGUGGGAGGGUCGCCUCCCCCAAAGCCUCCGUCAAGGACUCGGUGAACGAGCUGCAGAGCAUCCAGAGACUGGUGAGCGGCCUGGAGGGCCAGAGGGAGCCCUCCCCGGCCGCAGACUCCCCCAAGUGAUGAAGACUCUGUCGGGGAAGAAGUCUUGGCUUGAACACCAGAGGACUAUACGUGCAUCUGUCCUGUACAGCACAUUACAGAGUGGGAUGAGGGUCUGACCGAUGAGGGCUGUUGAAGGCUGAUAACUGAUUUUUUUGUUUUGGAACAAAAGCUGCAGAUUGAGUGAAAUUUAGUCCAUAUCAUUAAAUUUAACCUUUUUUAAAAUUCACAAGUAUUUAAGGUUUCCUGUCCGAGAGAGAGAGAGAGAGAGAGAGAGAGAGAGGGGGAGAGGAAGCCUGUCAGACAACACACCAGAACUCUUCCUUGAGUCCCAGUGUCGGAGUCAGCAGCUCUUUUUACUACAUCCAUGGAUUCACAAUCAAUUGAUAAAAAAAAAACUAUAAAUUAAAUCUGCAAAGAAUAAAAAAAAACAAAAACAAUAAAACACUAAAUAAUCAUUAAAAAAUAUUAUUUAAACAAAACUCUUAAGUUCAAGGAAGUGUCCGAGAGACUAACACUGAUCAUUUCCACAAACUCUUGUCACAUCCAUGAUCUCAGAGGCGGACCACAGAGGCCAGUAUCGGGCCCCAGAUAUCGGUCUAACCUGCCUGAGUUCCUGCAGCUCCACAGACUGAGCGGCGCAGAGAGAGAGAGAGAGAGAGAGAGAGAGAGAGAGAGACACAGAGAGACACACAGAGAGAGAGAGAGAGUGAUGACUUGAAGCAUCUGAGGAUCCAGGCCUGAUCCCUGAUCUCUGCUCCCCGGAGCAGGAGCCUCCUCACGCCGCCGACAGGCAGGUCUCAAGCUGCGUCCAAAAACUUUUGUUUUUGUUUUUGUUUUGUUGUUGUUGUUGUUGUUUCCGGGCCUGAUGAUUUCAAAAGGGACGGAAGCUGAACGUUCCGUCUGCAAGAGAAAGAACCGCUCAUCAUUUCAUGCCAGAAAAAAUGUUUCUGAAAUAUUUAUGUAAUUAAAAAUAAAAACAAUCUGUAAAUAAAGCUAAGAUCCAAGAAUA